Molecule: messenger RNA, 1959 nt
Organism: Gracilinanus agilis (Agile Gracile Mouse Opossum)
Lineage: Eukaryota; Metazoa; Chordata; Mammalia; Didelphimorphia; Didelphidae
Gene: CHMP5
Product: charged multivesicular body protein 5
Exons: 8
Coding region: 49-708 (219 amino acids)
Biological process (GO): late endosome to vacuole transport via multivesicular body sorting pathway; vesicle budding from membrane
Cellular component (GO): multivesicular body
Source: RefSeq, a predicted model, not a curated record
CAGAGACUCUUCUGUUUCUUCCUGCUUAGACCUUUUGUAGCUGAAAAAAUGAAUCGAUUCUUCGGCAAAGCAAAGCCCAAGGCUCCACCACCCAGCCUGACAGACUGUAUAGGCACGGUUGAUAGCAGGGCAGAAUCAAUUGACAAGAAGAUUUCAAGACUUGAUUCCGAGCUAGUAAAAUAUAAAGAUCAGAUAAAAAAGAUGAGAGAAGGACCUGCAAAGAAUAUGGUAAAACAGAAAGCCUUGAGAGUGUUAAAGCAGAAAAGAAUGUAUGAACAACAACGGGACAAUCUUUCACAACAGUCUUUUAAUAUGGAACAAGCAAAUUAUACUAUCCAGUCACUGAAAGACACUAAAACAACGGUGGAUGCUAUGAAAUUAGGUGUUAAAGAAAUGAAGAAAGCAUACAAGCAAGUUAAAAUUGACCAAAUAGAGGAUAUACAAGACCAGUUAGAAGAUAUGAUGGAAGAUGCAAAUGAAAUCCAAGAGGCUCUGAGCCGGAGUUAUGGAACUCCAGAGAUUGAUGAAGAUGACUUAGAGGCAGAAUUGGAUGCACUGGGUGAUGAACUAUUAGCUGAUGAAGACAGCUCUUACUUAGAUGAGGCGGCAUCUGCACCGGCAAUUCCUGAAGGUGUUCCCAGUGAUGCAAAAAACAAGGAUGGUGUGCUGGUGGAUGAAUUUGGACUGCCACAGAUUCCAGCUACAUAGAGCUAUGUCUACAACAGUACAUAUGUAUAAUAAACAGAAAUUAGGGAACCUGGGAAAUAUUUUGCCUUUCCAAUUUCACCAUAACAAUUUGCAUAUUCUUGUACCUUUCCCUGAAAAGUUUAGUACACUAAUUUUUUUUCAUUUAGAGGAUACAUUCAUUUAAUAGGAAAUUUCUUGUAUAAGAUUUAAAAAUUCCUUCUGUCUUACAAAAGAAAACUUGUAAAAUAUUGGUGGUUGUAUAGGACUUCUGUUUUCAUUUAUUUAUAUUUCUGAAAUAAGUAAAACCAAUGAUAUGUGACUUCUUUAAAUUCUUUUAAUUUCUUGAUAUCUUGAUUUUUAAAAUGAUAUAUUUACAAGACCUACAUCAUUAUCAAGAUUAUGAAACUAUUUUGCACCAUUCUUAUAAUUCUUAUAGUUCAUAUAUGCAUACUAUUGUGAAAUCAGACAUUAAUUUAAAAUAAGUCUUUAAUUAAGAUAUAGAUUUUGUUGUGUCUUCAUGUCAGUGAAUCAUCACUAUCUUCAGUAUAUAAAUUGGUUCUCUUCUUAUGCUUUUUUAAAAACUUGGAUAAAGUUUUAAUUCCGAAGUUUCUUCAGUAUUACAGUUGAGUUGUAAUCAUUAAUGAAAUUAUAUCCAAACACUUAAAUGUAUUUAUACUCAAUAGAUAUUUUUCAAAAGGAUAUAGUUUAAUAACAUUUUCUUCUAACUAAAGGCCCCACUAAAAACCCAAACUUUGCCAAUGAUAAAGUGUCAUAGACAGUAACAGAUAGUAGAAAAUGCACUGGAUUGGGUGCCAUAAGACUUGGAUUCUAGGCCUGUGUCUACCACCUGACUUGAUGACUUUGAUUAGUUGUUCUUUUCUGAAACAUGUGUCAUAGCUUUCUUGCCUAUCUUGCAGGGUUGUUGCAAAGAUUAAAUGAAUUAAUCUUUAGGGUUGUAGGCGUUAGAGUUGGAAAAAUUCUUAGAAGAUUUUCUAAUCUAACUUCCUUAUUUAACAGAUGAGAAAAUCAAGGCCUUGAGUAGUGAAAUGAUUUGCCCAAGGCCUCACAAUAUAGUAAGUAGGAGAACUGGUAUUCAAAUCUGAAUCUUCUAAGCACAAAUCCAGUGUUCUUUUAACUAUAUCAUGCCACUUCAUAUAUGUGUUCAAUAAUGUGGACAUGCGCUUUGUAAAGUACUGUACAAGCAUAAUGUUUUUAACACAUUCUAGGUGCUCAAUAAAUAUUUGUUGAAUAAAUGUUGCUGAUAGAAUUGCA